GUGGGGCCCCGCGCCGCCGCCUCACGGAGCCACCGCCAUCUUGUUUCUCGGCCGCUGGGCGCUCGCUGUGCUCCGGCCGCCCCCCUCCCCCUCCUUCCCGCCUCCCGCCAACCGGGCCGGAGGCAGCGCGGCCGCCGGGCGGAGGAGGCGGAGGUCGCGGCGCCGGUCGCCCCGGUUCCUUACCUGGAGUUCUUCCUGUCUUGCUUUGAGACUGAAAAUACAAUCUUCUGACCUCCUCUUUCAUCCCCUGUCAGAAUCCCCUUCGGCUCUUCCCACGCCUCCUGUGUCCUCUUCUCAGGUUGAUGAAAGAAAAAUACAACUGUCACAGAGUCUGCCUUGGGAAGCGUAGGCUGCAGGAGCUACCAGAAUGUCCACGGAUGGUGGCUUCGGCACAGCUAGCAACAGCGAUGCCCAGCAAAGCCUCCAGUCCUUCUGGCCACGAGUCAUGGAGGAGAUACGCAACCUCACAGUGAAAGACUUCAGAGUUCAAGAACUCCCUUUGGCUCGUAUUAAGAAGAUAAUGAAACUAGAUGAAGAUGUGAAGAUGAUUAGUGCAGAAGCUCCUGUGUUGUUCGCCAAGGCAGCUCAGAUAUUCAUAACAGAAUUGACUUUGCGAGCAUGGAUACACACAGAAGAUAACAAGCGCAGGACUCUGCAGAGGAAUGACAUUGCCAUGGCAAUUACAAAGUUUGAUCAAUUUGAUUUUCUUAUCGAUAUUGUUCCAAGAGAUGAACUGAAACCUCCAAAGCGGCAGGAGGAGGUGCGUCAGGCUGUGACCCCAGCGGAGCCCGUCCAGUAUUAUUUCACGCUGGCUCAGCAGCCUGCUGCAGUGCAGGUUCAGGGCCAACAGCAAGGCCAACAGACCACCACGUCUACAACUACCAUCCAGCCAGGACAGAUCAUCAUCGCCCAGCCUCAGCAAGGGCAGACCACCCCUGUGACGAUGCAGGUUGGAGAAGGCCAGCAGGUCCAGAUAGUGCAGGCUCAGCCGCAAGGACAGACCCAGCAGGCUCAGAGUGGAACUGGGCAGACCAUGCAAGUCAUGCAGCAGAUCAUCACCAAUACAGGAGAAAUCCAGCAAAUACCGGUUCAGUUGAAUGCUGGCCAGCUGCAGUAUAUCCGCUUAGCCCAACCUGUGUCAGGCACCCAGGUAGUCCAGGGGCAGAUCCAGACGCUUGCAACCAAUGCACAGCAGAUAACGCAGACAGAAGUCCAGCAAGGGCAGCAGCAGUUCAGCCAGUUCACAGACGGGCAGCAACUUUAUCAGAUCCAGCAAGUGACCAUGCCUGCAGGCCAGGACAUCACCCAGCCCAUGUUCAUUCAGUCCACCAACCAAACCUCAGAUGGCCAAGCCACACAAGUGACAGGAGACUGAACAGGGACGUUGUAGCGAGUCUUCCCUCUGCGUGGAAGCGAACACGUACCAGCUUGACGCUUGCCAUACCAACCUGGUCUGAUGAAUACAUCUGCUUCUGUGUAUCUGUACUUGAUAUUAAGCCUAUAGUAGGCUGCAAUCUCUGGUGCACUAUACACCUUCCUCUGGUGGGUAUGAGAGAAUAUCCAACAGACACUGACAAUAAUGCAAUAUUUUUAUUUUUAUUUUUAGAAAUCAAGAUUUCGGUAUAUUCAGCUGCCUGUUCAGACCCAUAAAGCUGAAAGAGAACUAAUCAAAAGGAAUUUGUAGCAUCUCAUUGAACAACGUGUAAAAUAUUUUUACCUAGUACAAUUAUUGAAGGGUGCUGCAUCUGGUUUGUUGUAAGAGCUUUAUUCCUGGUAUUCUGUUUGUAAUUUUUCCUCUGAAUAGAGCUAGAUUCAGUCCUCCCAUCUCAGUGGUUUGUUAGGUAGGGGUGUAUGGGGGGCAUGUGUGUGUUAGAUUUUCCUCUCCUGCCUCCUUUUUUGGUAAGCAUUGGCUGUAUGCAGCUUGAGGGCAGGGAGUAGGGGAGGAGUAAUUAAAGUGAAAACAAAAAAAAACAUUCCUUGUAUCAUGACUGUAUUUUCUAAGGGCAAAAGAUUCUUUAAUUUGGCCUGGUUUAUUCCAGAAACACUAAUGGAAGUCUGGACAAAACCCAGCCCUGCUGUUAACUGUUGUACUAGCUUCAGGCAAUGCAUGUAAUAUAAGCUUCAUAAAGUGAAAUAAAUUUCCUUUUUAAGAUAA
This is a messenger RNA of Falco peregrinus (peregrine falcon), 2155 nucleotides long. It is a transcript of the gene NFYC, whose product is annotated as nuclear transcription factor Y subunit gamma. Bases 368 to 1375 code for a protein of 335 amino acids. Lineage: Eukaryota; Metazoa; Chordata; Aves; Falconiformes; Falconidae. Gene Ontology annotation, cellular component: CCAAT-binding factor complex; nucleus. The transcript has 11 exons. Gene Ontology annotation, molecular function: DNA-binding transcription activator activity, RNA polymerase II-specific; DNA binding; protein heterodimerization activity. The record is from RefSeq and is a predicted model, not a curated record. Gene Ontology annotation, biological process: regulation of DNA-templated transcription.